AUGGCGACGAGUAGAACUCUCCAGCAGCAGCAGCAGAUUGAGGAGCUCUGUGUCCAGAUGGAGAAGACGGUGUCGCUGUUGAGGAACAAAACCAAAACACCACCAUUAGCAAUAGCAGCAGCCGCACUCACAGAGAUCGUGGAACAAGUCGAUGAUGAUCAGGCCCUGCCGCCGGCGCCAGGGAUCUCCGAGCACAUGAUCUCACGCCUGCGUUCCCACAUGUCCGACCUCGAAUCAGCACUCCUCCUUCUCCCCAACAACAAGCUCGCCGGGCCUGAUCAUGCAUCGGACUCACAAUCGGAGGAUGAUGAUGACGAGGAGUAUCAGGGCCAAAUAAGCUGGGAGGAGCUGUUGGCUGCCCAGAGACGUCGGAUUUCCCAGGAAUAUGAGGAGCAGCUGAUCCGCGACACGCUGCCAUUGAUUCCUUACCAACAAGAGUACAACUACUUGGAGAGGGAGGAGGAGCUGGAGUCGACGAGAUCAGCCAAGGAGCAGAUUGCAAUGGAGGAGAAGAUCUUCGCCGGCUACCGUCAGGGCACGGAACAACUUUUAAGCCUCCACGCCUCCUUCGAUGACACGACCAGACUGAGUCCCAUGCACUGCACGCACUGCACGCCCGGGGUACACAUCCUUUACCCUCGGGCUACCACCGGGACAAGCCUGCAGAUCUUCACCUUCAAGAUCGACGAGAUCAAAUGCGACCUGGAAUGGCCGCUCCGUGUGUACGGCGUGGUCAAUGCCCGGGACAACGUGGAUCGCAACCGCAACAUUCUCUUCUCUCGGACGAGGGAUCACUGCCAAGAACUCACCCAAGAUGAUCCCUAUUUGCGCUUGACUGGCCCGUCCCGGGGAAUUCUGGCUGAGGGCCCUCUUGAGUUCGAAGUCCAGCUAAGAGUGAAGGGCAUAACAGAGUCUCGAGACAGAGCCUUGAUCACUCAAAGAUACCAUUACGCCGGUACUCUACUCCGUACUCUUACCUUUGACAACUGCCUUUGUACAGCCCAGUUAAGCUUGGAGCAGGUUAGAAAUUCAGUACAGGCUACUAUUCUGGGUGUGCGCAUUGUUGAGGGAUCAGGUCCAUACACUUUCAAAUAUGGAGGCCCAGUCGCGUGCUCCUUGCCAACUCAUGAAGUUGUGAUCCUAGAUAGUCAAGGAGCCGUUCUAGAUGUUACUGAUCCGCCAUCCACGCAAGUUGUCCUGCUUGAUUCUCGUCAUAGUGAUGGUGGAGAACUGCCAAUGGGCGUGGAUGGUUACCUUGAUCUGUCGAGGCGUGUCGUUUCUGUCGAAUUACAUCGAAACCAUGUUUAUUAUCCAGAAAAAUCAGAAGGAAGCCUGAAAGUUGUCGUACAAGCCUACUCGGAGUCUAGUGAUAUUGCCGCACAAGGCCAUGUCAAGUUUAGGCCCAAACUUUGCAACAUAAGUCAAGCUGUAUGUGACGUUGGCGACUCUAAGGUGGAGAUCACAGUUGCUUGGUCAGUCUUGUGGUCUUUUUAGGGAUAUAUGGAUGGUGCUCACGCAUGAAUCUUAUGGACUAUUAUGAUAUCCUGUUUUACCACUGGUUUGUUUGUUCAAAGUAUUUGUGUACCGACCAGCUAUGUGAAUGUCCGACUAUUUGUGUAUCGAUCAGCUAUGUUAGAUUUUAAACUUUUCAUGAAUCGAGUGUAAUUUAUAAGACAUUCUGUGAGAUAUUCUGGUUUUGUUUUCUGCUAUAACUUGUAUGUUAUGCUGUGUGAAGUAU
Messenger RNA from Brachypodium distachyon (stiff brome), 1738 nucleotides. RefSeq lists its product as uncharacterized. The coding region runs from base 1 to 1494 and encodes 497 amino acids. The transcript has 3 exons. Lineage: Eukaryota; Viridiplantae; Streptophyta; Magnoliopsida; Poales; Poaceae. The record is from RefSeq and is a predicted model, not a curated record.